Messenger RNA from Rhinocladiella mackenziei CBS 650.93, 2613 nucleotides. RefSeq lists its product as uncharacterized. The transcript has a single exon. NCBI's taxonomy places the organism in Eukaryota, Fungi, Ascomycota, Eurotiomycetes, Chaetothyriales, Herpotrichiellaceae. Gene Ontology annotation, biological process: rescue of stalled cytosolic ribosome; ribosome-associated ubiquitin-dependent protein catabolic process. Gene Ontology annotation, cellular component: RQC complex. The record is from RefSeq and is a predicted model, not a curated record. Bases 1 to 2613 code for a protein of 870 amino acids.
AUGUCCUCCAGAGCCCUACGGAAACUCCAGCGAGAGCAGGAGCUACAAAGACAAGUCGCCGCGGCCAAAACAGCCUACGAAGAGACCCAAGAGUCAGAAGAUGAUGAUAUACCAGGGCACAUCUCUACUCCAUCUCGACCUGCAAAUGCUUUUGACAUGCUAGAGGAUGUCGGUGAUGAAGAUGAACCGGAUUCAAAAGAGCGGGAGGCGAUAGCACGUCCGAACGCCCCCACAGAACCUCAAGCGGAGGAUGGAUCACAAUCCAACCAAGCGUCAUCCACCAAGUCAAAGAAAAGGAGGAAAAAAGGGAAGAAAAAGGGUAGCGUUAAGCACACACAACCCACGGAAGAAAAGGACGUGUCGGGGGAUGAAGUUGACCGAGCGCUGCGAGAGUUGGCGGCAAAACACGGACACAGAUAUCCAGUACUAGUUGAGGUCGAACAAACACCUAGUUGGGAGGCAACAGCCACGAAACUACUCGCUAUUGACGCAAAUAAUCUUAACCCGGUAAAUGAGAUGAAGAGUUUAUUUGGCAAUAUCGCACUGGAAGAACAUGAGUCGCGGUCCGCACCUCGUCACCAGCGACGGCGAGAGCAGAACCUGCAAGGCGGAGUUGAUCUGGCCACCGCGCUGACUGGAAGAUAUUGUGUUGCAAGCAAAGGUAAAGAACUUGGGACCCUCGCAUCAAGACGGAACGUAUUCGUGCAAGGAAAGGAGGAAUGGCCUUCAGCCACCAGUGGAGGGCUGGGCAUGGAAUACGUCCCUGAUCCGGUGUCCUUCGAGAAAACAUAUAACAUCAUACACAACAACCUGUAUCAGGAAACCCAGAUGCAUUUCCAAAUGGCAGUCGAAUCCAUGAAUCCUCAAAGAAUGGUAGGUUUGCUCUCCAUGUAUCCUUAUCACAUCGCCACUCUGCUGCAAGUUUCAGAAAUUGCCAAACACCAAGGCGAUCAUGCUGUAUCUGGAGAUUUGGUAGAGCGAGCAUUGUUCUCCUUUGGCAAAUCCGUCCACAGCUCGUUCCCAGCAGCUUUGAGAAGUGGCGUCGCUCGAGUUCCCUUCGACAAACCUGCAAAUCGGGAAUUGUAUCUGGCGAUUUGGCGAUACAUCAAGAAUCUAGAGAUGAGAGGAACCUGGCGAACAGCAUUUGAAUGGGCCAAGGUCCUCCUUCAGCUCAAUACACAAACAGACCCGUACGGAGUGACUUUGAUGGUCGAUCAACUUGCUCUCCGAGGGCGCCAACAUGCUCAACUAAUAGCCCUCUGUUCAGACGACGGAUAUGGCCAAUCAUGGGAUUUCUUACCCAACAUUCAAAUCUCACUGGCUCUGGCUUAUCAAAGAGCCGGCAAACUGCGAGAGUCACGGACACAACUCGCUGUUGCAAUGCACAAAUACCCAUACAUAUUGUCCGCCCUGGCCUCAGCACUCGACAUUUCUCCUCUUCCGAAAUCUUUAUGGGCAAAGCUCCCAUCAACAGACGCUGAAAAGCUGUACACGCAGCUCUACGUCACCCGCGCAAAGGAUCUGUGGAACACUCCGGAGACCAUCAGCCUCUUAGUCGAAGUUGCUGAAACUCUAUCACAUUACAGUGAAGCGAUCGCAGCCGCCCCAGCAGCGCCUAAACUCGAAGUCUCCCUCGAAGAAGCCAGACAUAUCAUGCUCCUAGAGAUCCCGUCACUCAUCGCUCUCCUCCCACGCCACUUCACUACCAUGCCCACAUCCUCUUCCGAUAUCCUGCCCCCACCAGACUCACAAUCAGGCUUUGUACGCCGCACUCCCGGAAAUUUCGGUGCGGGACAGGGUGGGACUAUGCAAACGAUUUUCAACGCCGCUGGAGCUACUGCAGGGGCCACGGGCAGUUUAUUGCAGCGAGUCCUGAACUGGUUCCAGACACCUGCGAGACCAGAUGAUGUGAAUGACGAGUCUGAAGGCGAGGCGGCUCUCCGCAACCUCCAGGAGCAACUUGGAGGGGACAUCCCAGAGGAUUUACUCGAACGGCUCCUGCAAAUUCACUUGGACGACGCUGGGAAUAUGGAUGAAGGAGUCACGCCCGCCGGCCUCGGGAUUGCUGGAGGCUGGGACUACUAUGAGGAUGCGGAGCGGAACAAUUCGACAGCAGACAAUGAUGACGACAGCAUACCUGAGCUCGAAUCAAUAUCAGAUGAUGAGUUGCCGCCAGCGGCGCCAAAUGUGCCACGUAAUCCACGAGCUCCGAUGGUUGAAGAGGAUGAAGAGGACGAAGAUUUGGCUCAACUACCACACUUGACCGCUGGACGUACAGUCCUGCGCCACGUCGACUCCGACUCGGAAGACGAGGGAAACGGUUCCACCACCAGACCAACCAACCCAUUACAAUCUGCUAUUCACCCAACUCAGGCCGACGCAACGACAUCUGUCUCGGCUUCCGAAGACUUCAGCCCCUCCGACCCUCAACGCGUUCAACGCUGGCUUCUCACCACAGGCUUAAUGGACCUGCGAUCCAAACCCGAGACGCUGGACCUGUAUAUUUCGCGCCUCAAACUCCUGCGGAGCACGCAGCAAGAAUGGGUCGUGCGGAUGGUAGGACAACGUGCCGGAGCGGAUGUUGAAAGCAGAGUUCGCGGUGCGAUAGGGUAG